CGAGUUCUUAGAAUGACUUCCGGGUGUAAGGGGCGGGACUAGAGAGCCCACUACCGAGGAGCAGCCCCCCCCCCAGACCGAAGAGAGGAGAAGGGGGGCGGGGGGACAUGGCGGAGAAAGGAGACACCGAGGUGGAGGAGGCCAGUCAGGUCUUCCUGUUGAUGAAGAAGGAUUAUCGCCUCUCCCGCAAUGUCCGCCUGGCGUGGUUCCUCAGUAACCUUCACCAGUCCAUUUCUCCUGUCCCUGAAUCUGAGCUGGGUUUACGUGACAUUGAACUAGAAGUGGUGAGCGUCAUACCGCACGGCUGGCAGCCCGAAGAGCCUGUCCGCCCCGGCCCCUUCCUUUUAGUGCCAUCAACAUGGGCCACAUUCCUGGCGCGGCAAUACCGCUUCGUGAUAGAACUCGACCUCAGUCCUUCUACUGUGAUUGUGGACGACUCCACAGAAGAGAUAAUAUUCGAUGAGAUCUUCCAUUCUCUCUCCCGCUGUCUGCUCGGACUCCUCAGGCCCUUCCGUAUCCCGGGAUCCAGCCUGGUUUUCCAGCCGGAAAUCUUUGUGACCAUCCAGGCCUAUUCCUCCAUCAUUGGACUGCAGAGUCACCAGGUGCUUGUGCAGGGCUGCCGACUGGAUGAGCAGAAGCUGCCGACGUUUCUCCAGCAUGUUUACUUGCAGUUAGGUGCUUUUGAGAAUAAGAUUGCGGAAAUGCUGCAGCAACAGUACCGUCCAUUCACUCAGGAUUGCCUACCUCAAUAUGAGAACCAGGUGCCUAGCAGAAAGAUGGGUGUGUCCAUGGUGACGGCGGACAUUGGAUUGAUCAGUAUGAUACGGCAGGGGAUCCUCGCUUUACAGCUGCUGCCAGCCAACUCCAGUGCCGGAAUAAUUGUGAUCACAGAUGGAGUCACUAGCGUCCCAGACGUUGCAGUGUGUGAGACGUUACUGAACCAGCUGCGCAGCGGAACCAUCGCCUGCUCCUUUGUUCAGGUAGGUGGUGUGUACUCCUAUGACUGCAGCUUCGGCUAUGUUCCCAACGUCGAGCUGAUGAAGUUUAUUGCCAUGGCAACCUUGGGAUCCUACCUCUCUUCCUGUCCCGAAGUAGAAUCCGGACAGACGGACAUGAACGUUUAUCACAAGGCGUUCUUGCCGUAUUCCUUUUUGCGGACGGGGGAGGCGCUGAAUCCGGAGUAUUACUGUGGCUCUCAGCACAAGCUGUUCAAUGAGCACCUGGUGUCGGCCAGCAGUAACCCCGCACUUGCCACGCGCAGGAGGAAGCAUGCGGAAAAAGAGGUGCAUGCCGACAUUAUCAGCGUGGUCUCCGUGCGGCUCAGGGAAGGAUACAGCAUCCGAGAGAUCCGUAUUACAAAAGGAUUGCUGGAGGUGAAACUGGUUCUGUUGUGGAAACAUAACAUGCGUGUGGAGUACCUGGCUGUAGCCCCGUGGCCCUUGGACCUCACUAAACGCAGCACAAGGGUGGAGGUAGUAAUGGAAGGGAGCUAUGAUAUCCUGCACGACAUCAGCUGCACCCUGAAGAAGCCCAUCACCAGUAUGUAUAGGACCAGUGUUAUACGGCGCUUCUGGAACACCCUGCAGAGCAUCAGUCAGACCGAUCAGAUGCUGGUCCACUUGAAAUCAUUUGACAGCGUCCCUGAGCAUUUCAAGAUCCCGGAGAGCACUAAGAAUGGGGUCCCCCUCUUCUACAUCCCCCCGGGAUCAACAACCCCGGUGUUAUCCCUGCAGCACAGCGAUUCCGAUUCCAGUCAUUCGCAGUUUGCAUCGUACUGGAAACCCAUACUCUCCAUGGACGCCAAUGUCUGGCAACGCUGGCUACAUGUGCACCGCAUUGUUUUACUGCUGGAGCAUGACAUGCCGGUCCCAAAGCAUCUCCAUACUCCCGGGAACAAUGGGCGCUAUGGCACGGUUCUGUGUCGCAUCUCUCACACGGCGCUCACCUCCCUCCUACGAGACUGGAGCAGCUUUGUGCUAGUGGAGAGUUAUUCCUACGUCAAAUUGAUGUUAAGCGAUGGGAAUCAGACCCCCUCCUCCUUCUGUGUGGUGCGGAUUAUCUGGAAAGCCCCCUGCAUGGUCCUCCGAUUGGGAUUUCCCCUGGGGACUCCGGCAAAUUGCAGAAUCAAGAUCUUGGAGGAGCUGAGAGACUGGAUCCUUCAGCUGCGUUUCCCUCACAGGGUGCAGAGCAAAGAGACCACCCCUCGGGUCAAGAGAAAGAUGUUUGGGAUCAGCUCUCCCUCCAAAUCCCCCCCUCCCCAGGUGUCACCUCCGGCCCUCUCUGACCGCUGCUGCCUGGUCCUGCUGCACAAACCUCUGGAGAAGCUGCUGAUCAAGUAUGACAAGCUUCCUCUGGAUUACAGGACUCCUUUUAUCCUGAACCUGGAGAGUCUGGCACAACACACGUCCGUCCCUGGUCCUCUCAUCACCAAUCGUUCGGCCUCUUCCACCCUGGCCUCCUUAUCCCGCUACUUCUACCACCAAAGAUGGAUCUGGUCUGUGCAGUCAGGCCUGGCAACUACUGUGCCCACCACUGCCCUCGCACAGAUCCUGUCCACCCUGACAGAGAUCCGGCUCUCUGAAGGCUUCCAUUUUGCAUCCAGUGGAGAAGGCAUCAUAAACAUGGUCCUGGAGGUCCCCAUUCAGAACGAUUCUAUAGGUGAAGGCAGUAUAGAGAAGCACAGCUGUAUCAUCCAGUACAUUCUCUUCCCACCUCAUGUGACAUCCACCAAGGACAGCUUCUCUACUGAUGAAGACAACGACACGGAGGUAGAGGCCAUAGAGCAGGACACGGAGCUGCAUCUGGUGUCUGAAUGCUGGGUGGAACCACAGAGCGGCUUCGUCAUAGGGACCUCGGAGAGCUGGAAACACCUUCACGGUCUUAUGUAUUCGGAGAUCCCCCAGGCACUUUUUCCCCGAGAUCAGAGCUGUAUAAACAUUAUGCUGACGUUUGAGUACAUUGUUCAGCUUUGCCAAAACAAAGAUGGCGGCUCUCCCAUCCUGACCAAAACUGAGCACACAGAUCCCCCGGAGAGCAGCGGCCUGUGCAUCAGAGAGGUCCCAUUUUACUUUGACCUGAUGAAACUUCUGCCCAAAUGCCAACAGAUUGAAAUGUUCUUCUUAACGCUGAGCAGAGCUGAAGCAGAAAGUUCAUCUACGGAGGCCUCGUUGCCAAACGAUAUGCUGCUCAGCUUGUUUCACAGCUGCCUUGAGGGCGACGUCAAUGACCAAGAGAUCCCCUUGGAUGAUCAGGACCACCUACGUUUUAUGGAGCAAGUUCUACAACGUGACCGUGACGGGCAUCCCGCUCCCUUCACUUUUGCUCGAGAAGAAGCCUCAAAAAGCACGUUCCACUCCGAAGCUACAGAGUCAUCACAUAAUAGCAGUCACCACGAGCCGAGCACUGCAGGAAGCACGUUACAGAGUCCAUGCCCCACAGAGGAGACAGAGGAUGGCAAAACGCUGAUCCACUCAGAGGAGCCGCCGCGGUGGCGAUGCUAUGCCCGGCUAGUAAAUGCACAGCACCUGCUCCUCACCCUCCUGCCUGCAGCUUUUACAGACGUCCAGAAGUUGAUGACUCCACCAGACGUCUCCGAGACCACCGAGGGAAACUCUCACUCAGAAAGUGUCCUGCCCAAUGCGGAUAUCCCCACACUCAGCAUCACGCCUGCCGGGGGUAACGGGCAAGAGUCUGAACACAAGAGGGAGGUGCACAUCUCCUUCAGCCGCCAGUCCUCCCUGCAAGACAUGGCGACCGGCCGCCGCCUGCGCUGCCCCGUCUAUGUGUACAAUUGUCCAAUGGAGGCGCUGCGAGAGCAGUUAGUCGGCUCCCGGCAGCAGCGAAUAUCCAGCGACGUUUUCUUCAGUGAGUUUAAACAGGAGUCUGUCUUUCAAGGAAUCUUUCAAGAAUCGAACACCAGGUCGCAGUCCCUGGAGCGUCCAUCAACAAAUCCAUUCAUCCACCACAGGCAAAAGGAGCUCGUGAAUUACUGUAACCUGCUGCAGGAGCACUAUCACCAGUGCUAUGUGAGAGGCUUGUUCAAGGCUCUGCAGCAAUCCCUCUGGGUGUCCCACCAGGACCUCCUGACCGCCAUGGAUUAUUGUGAGGAGCAGCUGCAGGAGAUCGACAUCAGCAACUUCCUUAUGACCCUGUGUGGACAUUUGCGCAGCUUCCGGGAAGCACAGACAGAUACCGAGUCCCCCUCUCAGAACGGACGGCUCCGUAAGGCCAGCUUCCGCAUAGGCAGCCUGGAGCAGGAGGACGAGCUGAGUGUACGUGACAGUGGCGUGUUACAUUCAGAGUCCAGUGUGGAUACAGAGGAAUGUGCAGAACAAGAAGUCAUUGAGGUGUCAACCCCAGAUUCAAGCAGCCAGCCGAGCGCAGAAUUCCAGCUGUCUAACCUGGACACAGGGCAGGCCUGUGAGGUGUCUCCGGACCUUCACAGAAUCAUACAGGAUAAAUUUCUUGCCAUUGGAAGUCUUCACUUCAAGACGGUGCAGUCAAAUCCCCACUACUUCUUCUAUUUUCCGUCUUCCCAAAGAAGAGAGGACGACACCACUCAGGACACCAGAGACAGGAAUCCCAGCGAGGAUAUGGAGGUCUCGGAAGCAGAACAGGCAACAGAGGAAGGUAAUACAUCCACAGGUGGCAUUGCCACUGAGAGCGACCCGGAUCUGGAGGUGGAAUACCGCGAGCACUCGGAUAACGCAGAGUCCGUGUCCGAGUCAGAGACUGUAAAUCAGGACGACGAUUCCUUCAGCGUUCUGGGAGACUCUCUGAACGGGCAGGAGAUGUCCGAGCUUGAGAUGCCUCCUCUGUUCGUGCACCUUAUCUGCUCGGUCACACACAAGAGCCAACACGGCUCCAUGCCGGUACUCACCCUGCCCACCUGCCUUGGUGAAGUGAUCGGUUGCCUGGAGAACAGUGAAAACCUUCAGAGCAUCUCGCUUGCCGAUCUGAGCGUCAUGCUGGAUAUCUAUGUCCUUACUCUACCCCUGGAGAUUGAGGGGGUGAAUGACGACUCCCAACACACCCGGUACACCUCCGAGAGCAGUGUGUCCUUCCCUCGCUCCCCCGCACAGCCAUCCUCAUACCGCUCUGACGAGGAGAUACCGCCUGCGCUAGAGAGAUUCCCUUCUAAUGUGGACCAGAGAUUCUCAGCUCUCUCCAGGCUCCCGGCAGAGCACAGACAGGCCAUCGAGGUUACCAUGAGUGAGAUCCGCUGGCUGCUUGAGGAUGAGCUGGUGUCGGCCUUGCGUCACUCACGUGUCAUCACUCGCUCCGUCCUAAGGAAGGUGCUGACUCAUGUGUGCGAGUCGGAUGGACGGCCGCAUUGUCACCGGGAGCUGGUGCAGCUACAGUUCGUAUUCGGUCCGGAACAUUCUCUGCAGAAAUUCAAAGAGGAAUUCCGACGCCUUUCGCUUCCAGGAUAUCAGCUGAACGAGGAAGAGGAGGAUUAUUAUUACAUCUCUUUGAGCCGGCUCCAUGCCCACAGGGUAGAAAAUGACCGAUCACGGCAUCUUCAUGUGCAUGGACCGGGCCCCUGGCAGGACCCUGAUGUGAGCACAACCCCCGAGGUUCUGGAGGACAACACUGAUCCCAAAGUGACACCUAAGAAUGGCCGUUCUGUGGACAAGGCAGAAGAGGAUUCUGGUGAAUGGGCUCAGGCAGCUCUGGAAGUGUCUGAUAGUGAGGUGUCCUCUGUGCUGUCGGGAAUGUCCGCCAUAGACCACGGGGGGAAAAGUGCAAAUGAAGGAGCCCUGGUGGACAAAUCCCCUUUACCACCUAAAACCUCGUCUGUGGUCAGUCUCCCCGAGUCCGUGCAGUCCAGCACUGUCAAUAGCACAGGAGGGUCUCGGCAGCGUCCCAGUCGUGUCCAGAGUCUGGUUUCCAGCCAUGGCAGUAUGGAUUCUGAUCAUCUAGGGUAUGACGCAGGCAGCAGUGACUCGGAGUGUGAAGACGCACUGAUCAGUGAUCAGGAUUCUCGCUGCCCGGUCAUGCCAAAGUUUUGGCUGAUUGUGAAGAUUCACCAGGACCGGGUUGAAGUGUGCACCCAUGCCAGCGCGGUGGCUGCCCGAGAAGUGGAGGAGCUCGGAGAGAGUGAGCAGCUGCACCAGCUGGUGGUCAGGAAGGUGGGAGAGAUCUGCAGAGUGGUCAAUCAGCGCCUCCUGCUGCAGGACCUGCAUGACACGCACCUAUGUAACACGCUGCUGGUCGCCGAGAGCGAGGAGGAUAUCUGGAAGAGCGAGAGCCCCUACGCCACGUACCGGCCCAGGCUACUUACCAACGAAGAUUUCCCCGGGGAGGAGAGUUACCAGCCCCGCGAUUACCUUGCCGCCACCAUGCAGUUCAUGCCGGGGCACUUUGCCUGUGAAAUGGUGUGGAGCACGGUGAUUCACAUCCACCCCCGGCUUAAGAUGGGACCCAACAUGGGGGUGUCCAGAGCCAUCCAAUCCCUGCGCUCCGUGCUCAACGCCUUCUCUGUCGUCAACCGCAAGAACAUGUUCGUGUAUCAGGAACGUUCCACCAAAUCGGUCUUCUACCUCCGUCUCUCGGAGAUGUCCAGCAGUAGUCGGCUCUGGGACUUGGACUUAUCCCAGUCUAUGAUGUCUCGUUCCUUGGCGCUGUCCCGGAGUCAAGAACCAAUUUACACAGAGGAACUAACGGCCAACCGCUUGUCGCUGGACCUGUCUUUGUCUCGGGGCGCAGACUCUACAAGGCCCGUGGGUCAGAUGGAUAAGCACAUUCUUCUGCUGGUCCACGGCGUCGGGGAAGCAGGCUCUGAGAUCACCGACGAUCUGGUGAAGGUUCUCCGGAAGCGUCUGGAUGAGGCCACUCUGGACAUUAUCACGGUCAUGCUGCAGAGGAAUUGUAAGCUCACUCCAGCGGAUGUAGAGUUUAUCCAGCCGAGAAGAACGCCGCCCACAGAAGUCCUGCAGUUCACCAUCCCGCAGGCCUCCCUGCCCUGUCUUCAAGCCAUGGCCUACUACCUGCGGCAGAACCUGCUCAUCUUCCUGCACACUCCCAAAUACACAGAUAGUAAUGGGGAGCAUCACUUUCAGCAUUAUUACCAUAAUUCCCUCCCUGAGCUGGAUCUCUUCUUGUAUAAUAAGCCUGGUGGACAGGGCACCGGAGGGAAAGGUAUCGCCUGCAUUGCGCUAUCAUUCGUGGAUCAGCAUGGCGCUCUGGUGACGCAGGCCUAUGGGGAGCGGCCAGGACCACCUCUUGCUUGCCCCUCUACUACAUCUCAUCUGCUCAGCGUCAGCACCUUCGAGUCUUUGACCAAAGUGAACAGAUAUACGCCAGAUCCCAGCGCUGCCGGCUCAGCGCCUCUCACUUUGGUUCGAUUUGAUGUCUGGGAGAAAGGAAACAUCAGCUCGUCCCAGCUGUCCGAGCGCCUCUCCAAUUCUCUUCGCCACGCGCUCUGCGACGUCAUCAUCGAGUUUCAUAUCCUGCAGAUGCCGCUCUGCGUGGAUCCGAUGAGCCCGAGAGACCUAGAGGGAACAAUGAAUGGAAAGAGCCCCUCUCAGUCUCUUCCAGAUAUGAAGGGAUUGGCUCAGCCGUCCAGCAAACCUCGCCCUGCCCCGGUGAGCCUUCCGCCAUCAGUAUCACCCUCCGGCACAGACCCAAAUACACCUCCCAGCAAAUCUGGGCGCAGGAGCUUCUGGGAUAUGCUGAGUAAACCAGACAGCGCGGAGCUGGGACCCCCGAAAACGACGGAUGACAUAGUUUGUGAACGGACAGAGGAACCGCGAACGAGGCGCCGGCACAAGACGGAGAGUCUGAAGGUCCCCAGUUAUCCGGACCGGCCCGGGAUCAGUCUGGAGCAUGCUCAGAGAAAGCGGCAGACCCAGCUGGAUGAGGGUGAUGUGGGCACCCUGCACCCGCUCUACAGCCACACCUGCCUCCAGUGGAUGAACUUCAUGAAUCAGCUUGGUUGUCCUUCCAUCCAGCUUUGCUCUGCACAGACUGUUUCCCGGUUUCUUCUUUCAUCCCUUCUCACCGAACUUUUCAAUAUAAUCACAUCUCUGGCCAGCGACACCAGCGUCAGAGUCUUCGAAAAAAGCAAUGGCACAGACGGACCGGCCUUUGUGCCUUUCUCCAUCAACCAACAUAGCCCAUCUCGGCCCGCAGCAGCACGUGAACUGAUCCUCCUGGGGCGAAACUUUCGACAGUGGAGAUACAACACCGAACAGGCGUAUUCGAGUGAGGAUGAUGAGGAUUGUGAGAAGGAUAAUGAUGAUGAUGAUGAGGGCUGCAAGGUGAAGUCGUCUCAGAAAGGUUUCCAGCGUUUCGAGGCCAUGGAGCUGGACUCAGAGAGGCCUCUGGAUCUGUCGCCCUCGCCACGCGGCCUGGUCCCCCGACAAAGAUUCCUGAUCAUUGACAUCCAAGACAAGAAGCUGACCCUGUACACGUACAACUGGUCUUCAGACCUGGGCUCUUCCCUAAGCCGCUCCCUGGUACGUCUGGUGCAGUGGCAGAACGCCCGGGCUCACGUGGUGCAUUGUCUGCUCAGUCAGAAGUUGGGACUCUUCCAUCACUACUGUUUUUCGGACACCCCCUGGCACGAGGAGAGCAAACAGGAUCCCAACCUGCUUAAUUCCACCUUAGAAGUUGACUCUCUUAUCAAGAGCCCCACCCCGCCCCCGCACAAGGAGAAUACGCGUCUGGGGACCUCCGCCCGCAGCCUCCCGUCCUUGCACUAUCCCCCAGACAUUGUGCCUUUUGAUGAGGUUCUCAGGGACGUCAUACCUGUAAAACCCAUGCACCUGUCCCCGGAGGUGGACACCGUCUCCCGACAUGGAGCGCAGUUUCUGGAAAUUAAAACUACAGAAAGGAGAGAGGUGGAGAAACAACUUAAGAUCGAAAACCUGUUUGUCACCUGGCAGCAGAGAUCAGCGCAGUCUAACAUGCCGAUCAGUGCUGCAGACCUGGACACUCUGAAGCAAUCCGCCCGGCUGGUCCAUUACUGCGCCACCCCGCUGCUGUUUGAUCCGUCGUUUCAGGCGCAGGUCCAGAAUGACCAGGGCAGGAGUGAAGGAAAGAAAAGACACCGAUCGAAUGACUCCGGUACGUCCGGCAGAGAUCGUAGUCACAGCUGUGAUUCUGCGGACAUGCCCCCCAACAAAGCUAAAGAAGAACCCUGGCUGCUGGAACUGUGCACCGCCUUCAUGCAGCAAUACAUUCAGUACUUACAAAGUACCGGAUUUAUACUUGUGCAGCUGCGCCCUGCCUCCCCCGCUCGCAGUACGGCGCGUAUUAGAGCGGUGGCCUCUCUGGCUCCAGAGAACAGAACAUCCAAACCCAAGAAUGAGGGCAGUCCUAAGCAGAGUACAAGCUCCGCAGUGACCACGUACCACCUGCAGAGGGCGCUGCCUGGAGGAAUCGUGCUGAUGGAACUCUCCUUUCAGGGAUGUUACUUCUGUGUGAAGCAAUACGCUCUGGAAUGUUCCCGUAUACCGAUGGGCCAAUCUGUCAACUCCCAGGGCACUCUCUCCAUCCGAACCCAUUGCCGGAGUACGGCCGAGAGCGCCUCCGAGUCCGCGCUUUCCAUGCUCUUCACUCAGGAGUGUGACAAGGUGCGGGACCUGAUGCACGUCCAUUCCUUCAGCUACGACUUCCACCUGCGGGUCGUCCACCAGUAUCUGCUGGGGUCCAGCAUGUCCCUCAGACAGGGCUAUGACCUCGCCAGUUUCCUGCAGCUCUUCAUCUCCCAGCACCCUGACAUCCCCAAGUACGGGCGCAACCACGUCUACCAGGACCUGCUGUCCGUGCCCACCGAGAUAAUCGCCGCCCACCAGCUGUACAACUACAUCGCAGACCACGCCAGCACCUACCACAUGAAGCCCCUGAGGAUGGUUCGCCCUUCCGUCCUCGGCAGCAACGGCAAGAAGAGCGGUGGGGGCGGCAGCGGCGAGCAGAACGAGUACGGCCUUGUGUCCAUCUGGAACAGCUCCGGUUUGUACAAGGACUCGGAAGGCGCCCAGCACCAUGACGACUUUGACGUAUCGUUACUGGUGUGCCACAGCGCCGCGCCAUUCGAGGAGCAGAGCGAACAGGAAAGACAUGUCCUGAGACUCAGGUUCUACGUCAUCAUGACGAGUCAGCGCGAGUUGUUUCCCCGUCUCACCGCCGACAUGAGGCGCUUCAAAAAACCUCCAAAGCUCCAGAGAGACACACAGGACCUGGACGGGGCCCCAGAGCUCGCAAAGUGCCAGAGACUGGAGAUCGAGAGCCUGGAGGACGGUCGGGAGGGAGGAGAGCAGAGCAGAGCGAGCGCCGGGAAUCACCAUAAUCCACAUCUAUUCCCACUGCUGGGUACAGAGGUGAGCGCCGCCAAGAGGCAGCUGGUGGAGAUGGUGCAGCUCGCCAAGUGCCACUGCCGCAGGGACAACCUAUGGAAGCGCCUGUACCUCCUGGAGCCACUCGCCUCCGACAAACUGCGGCUCGGCAAACUGAGCUCUGCUGAACUGAAGGAACUGCUCGAUGCCGUCCAUGGAAGGAGUGUGGCUGAGAUCGACCCCCAGCUGGAAUUCCUCCUUUCCAUGAACGUUCAGUGGUAUCAGAGUCUCAUCAAAGUUCUCCUGAGCCGCUUCCCUCAGAGCUGCCGACACUUCCACAGCGUAGACAGCAGCACCCAGUACCUGGUCGUCCUCAACCAGAAAUUUACAGAUUGCUUUGUACUGGUCUAUCUGGACUCCCACUCUGGUAAAACGAGUCUGAAGGUCGUGUUCCGGGAGCCGUUUCCGGAGCAGCCGCAGAACACAGAGAGUCCACCCCCGCAGCUGGUGUCCACGUACCACCACCUGGAGUCCGUUAUCAAUACCGCCUGCUUCAACCUGUGGAGCGGCUUAUUGUGAACGCACCGCCACCUAAUGGACUGAAUCCUGCAACCUGGUGGAGUGAGGAGCCGCACACAUGGCUCUGCUGAGGAGGGAUCGGCCGUACACAUGACAUGGACCCUCUGCUGAGGAGGGAUCGGCCGUACACAUGAUAUGGACCCUCUGCGCUCUGCUGAGGGGGGGAUCGGCCGUACACAUGACAUGGACCCUCUGCGCUCUGCUGAGGGGGGAUUGGCCGCACACAUGACAUGGACCCUCUGCGCUCUGCUGAGGAGGGAUCGGCCUUACAUAUGAUAUGGACCCUCUGCGCUCUGCUGAGGGGGGAUAUGCCGCACACAUGAUAUGGACGCUCUGCUGAGGGGGGGAUCUGCCGUACACAUGACGUGGACCCUCUUCGCUCUGCUGAGGGGGGAUCGGCCGUACACAUGAUAUGGACCCUCUGCGCUCUGCUGAGGGGGUGAUCGGCCGUACACAUGAUAUGGACCCUCAGCGCUCUGCUGAGGGGGGAUCAGCCGCACACAUGACAUGGAACCUCUGCACUCUGCUGAGGGGGGGAUCGGCCGUACACAUGACAUGGACCCUCUGCUGAGGAGGGAUCGGCCGUACACAUGAUAUGGACCCUCUGCGCUCUGCUGAGGGGGGGAUCGGCCGUACACAUGACAUGGACCCUCUGCGCUCUGCUGAGGGGGGAUUGGCCGCACACAUGACAUGGACCCUCUGCGCUCUGCUGAGGAGGGAUCGGCCUUACAUAUGAUAUGGACCCUCUGCGCUCUGCUGAGGGGGGAUAUGCCGCACACAUGAUAUGGACGCUCUGCUGAGGGGGGGAUCUGCCGUACACAUGACGUGGACCCUCUUCGCUCUGCUGAGGGGGGAUCGGCCGUACACAUGAUAUGGACCCUCUGCGCUCUGCUGAGGGGGUGAUCGGCCGUACACAUGAUAUGGACCCUCAGCGCUCUGCUGAGGGGGGAUCAGCCGCACACAUGACAUGGAACCUCUGCACUCUGCUGAGGGGGGAUCGGCCGUACACAUGACGUGGACCCUCUGCGCUCUGCUGAGGGGGGAUCGGCCGUACACAUGACAUGGACGCUCUGCUGAGGGGGGUAUCGGCCGUACACAUGAUAUGGACUCUCUGCACUCUGCUGAGGGGGAAUCGGCCGCACACAUGACAUGGACUCUCUGCGCUCUGCUGAGGGGGGAUCGGCCGCACACAUGACAUGGACUCUCUGCGCUCUGCUGAGGGGGGAUCGGCCGCACACAUGACAUGGACUCUCUGCGCUCUGCUGAGGGGGGAUCGGCCGCACACAUGACAUGGACCCUCUGCGCUCUGCUGAGGGGGGAUCGGCCGCACACAUGACAUGGACUCUCUGCGCUCUGCUGAGGGGGGAUCGGCCGCACACAUGACAUGGACCCUCUGCGCUCUGCUGAGGGGGGAUCGGCCGCACACAUGACAUGGACCCUCUGCGCUCUGCUGCUACAAACUUCUACUGAUCUCCACCGCAAGGAAAGAGACCUGAGUUGCAUCAACAAUCCGACAGAUUUCUUUAUUUUUAAGCUUAAAACUGAUGAAGCCGAUUGUGGAGAUAAUUAGAGACGUGUAAGAUUUUAUGUAAAUGAAUAAAUGAUAUCUUAUAUACAUGUUCUGGCCUGAAAGUAUUUAUACAGCGCCCAGCGGUAUUUACCAAGACAACAGCUCUGUCAAGUCUACCGAGGCAUUCAGCAACCUAUAUACCACUAAGUCAGUGUUUCCCAACCAGGGUGCCUCCAGCUGUUGCAAAACUACAACUCCCAGCAUGCCUGGACAGGCUUUAGUGAAUAUCUUAGGAUAAUACUUAUCUGUAUAUAGUGAAUAUCUUAGGACAAUACUUAUCUGUAUAUAGUGAAUAUCUUAGGAUAAUACUUAUCUGUAUAUAGUGAAUAUCUUAGGAUAAUACUUAUCUGUAUAUAGUGAGUAUCUUAGGAUAAUACUUAU
This is a messenger RNA of Hyla sarda, 12810 nucleotides long. RefSeq names its product SZT2 subunit of KICSTOR complex (gene SZT2). Gene Ontology annotation, cellular component: peroxisome. Lineage: Eukaryota; Metazoa; Chordata; Amphibia; Anura; Hylidae. The transcript has 74 exons. The record is from RefSeq and is a predicted model, not a curated record. Bases 108 to 10859 code for a protein of 3583 amino acids.